GAAUCCAAUUUGAGAUUAUAUAAACAACACGCUACUUUAUUAAAUGUUAAUAUGUUACUCGAAAGUGCGACUUGUGGGAAAAAUAUCUGUUUCGACUCAAUGAUGCAGGGCGCGUUCAAGAAGCUACCUCAUAUCUGUGUUCUGAACUGUUCCACAGCUUUUAUGAGUGAAGGGACGGCGACAGUGGCUGGUGAGUUGUUUUGAAUGCAACUCGAAUAGACUAAGGAGUAGCCUUCUCUGAGCAGCAUCACAUUUAUGACCACUCACCAGACUAAAGGUAGAUGUGAAAAGCUGCUCCACGAAACCUUAAAUUGGAUGCUGAUUGCAAAUGUUCGGAACAGUUUUUAUAACAAUGCGGGAACAGUUCUGAGCGAGAUUUAUCAUCCACGGAUGGACCUGGUGCCUGUCGGCUGAGACAUCAUAUACAAUCCACGGCCAGACUGACGAGGCGGGACAGCCGACAGGAUGGUGGAGCGGUCGGACCGAGCCCCUCUGCUGGACUGGGAGGAGGUUCCGUCCGCGGAGAAGCCCGGCGUUACAGCACCGGCGGCAGCUCACGCCAAGGAACGACUGUCGAGCCCCACCAACAGCCGCGCCACAUCAGGAUGCUCCACGCCUGUGUUUGGGUGGAGCAGCAGUCCAGGAGGUCCCAGGUCUGUCUCCGGCUCAGACGUCUGCAGCACCCCGCCCACGACCUCCAUCACCCCGGUGGGCACGGAUGAAGGGCUGCGUCCAGGCAAGGAGCAGUAUCUGUCGGAUUUAGGCUCGAGGGAUGUAUCUCUAGAAGACAGGAUGGUGACAUGGGAGGAAAAGGACCAGAUUGUGUCGGUUUUUGUUGUUACAUUCAAUACCAGAUCAGGAAACAUGCUGGAGUGGUGUCUGCCGAAAGACAUGGACCUAGAGGGAGUGGAGUUCAAAGCCAUCGCAAGUGGCUCCCACAGAGUCACCACAGACUUUAUCUACUUCCGGAAAGGCGGCUUCUUUGGCCUUGCCUGCUUUGCCAACAUGGCGGUGGAGAGCACAGUGGAGAGGGGGGCGAGGAUGAAGUCGGUAGGAAUCCUGUCUACUUCCUACACCUUACUCUACCGCUAUAUGAGCUUCCUGGAGCACCAGGUCAGGCUCCAACUCCACUCCCCAGGCCACUACUCCCCGCUGGAGGCCUUCUAUGAGGACAAGAGGGCACUGCUGCCCCCCAGUGGAGAUGGUAUUGUUACUGCAUGUCCAGCCAGUGCCUGGGGAGCUGCUAUCAACCACAACAUGCACCCUGAGAUGAAGAUCACACACCCGGCAGGCUGUAUGUCCCAGUUCAUUCGCUUCUUUGGAGAGCAGAUCAUGGUGCUGUGGAAACUAGCUUUGCUCCGCAGACGCAUCCUCAUCUUCUCCCCACCUCCUGUGGGUGUGGUCUGCUACAGAGUGUACUGUUGCUGUUGCCUGGCAAACAUCUCCAUCCCUGGGGUCAGCACCGCUGUGCCUGAGUUCCGCCCCUUCUUUUAUGUUAAUGUGGCUGACAUCAGCGCCCUGGAGAACGAGCUCUCGUAUGUAGCAUGUACUACCGAGAAGAUCUUUGAGGAGAAGAAAGAUCUCUAUGACGUGUACGUAGACAAUCAGAAUGUAAAAACCUACAGAGACGGCCUAAAGCCUCUGCUGCGCCUCAGCACUGCAGACCGGGAGAAAUAUCGCAAGCUCACAGAGCAGAGGCAGAUUCUGCUGUACUCUCAGGAGGAAAAUGGAGACUGUGUGUCCAGUGAAGAGGAUCUGUUUAUUCUGUUUUUCCUGGAGCAAAACAAUCGGAUAUUCCAGACACUGAGUGAGGUGGCAGGGAGCCCUGAUCCCACCUUGACACAGGAAAGUGUGCGAGCGAUGGGUCUGGAUCCUCAUGGGGACAGGCUCUUCUUGCUCCACCUGUUGGAAAUCUAUGGCUAUGACACUCUGCUGGUGUCGGAGCAGCUCUGCUGUAGCUGAAAGAGGAGACAGCUAGUCCUCUCUUUCUGUCAUCUCUGCUGAUCUUACAAAGGAAGUUGAUUUGCCUCGAGCCAACUCCCUAUGCUGCACUACUGGCUUCUUAAGAGUCUUCAGGACUGUUUGAGCCUCCAGAAACUUCUCUGGUAUAACUUAUUUUUGUUUUACGUCUCUGUCUGGCUUUUUGUUGACAAGAACAAGAACAGUAAGCUUUCUUGAGUUUAAGCUCUGCUUCAAACAGCUCCAUGGAGAUGAACUCACAUUUGAGGUGAAUAUGCCACUCUGAACGUGGACUUGAAAGUACUGGGACACGUAAAUGAAAUGAUAGAGCAGACUUCACUUCAUAUGAAGUUCGUGGUUUGGAGAUUUUCAGUGAACAAAACAGGUGAACUGGUGAUUAUGUGUGAGAGUGGCAGUCUUUCUGUAAAUAUUUUUUUUUCCCUUUGUGUGUUACGUAUCAGCGUAUGUAUGUGAUAUGGGGUCCAACUCCCUGCUGUGUUGCUAUCCUAGUAUCAAGUGCUGGAUUUACUUCAUGUUUUCAUGUCUCUGCACCCGAAUCAGGGCCUCAAUUCUUAGAAUGUGUGGAACCACAGGUCAAACCUCGUUUGUCUUUAAGAUCAAUGUCUGUAACUACUGCUGUUUUGAAUGGGAAAUGACUAGUUGAUGGAUUUUGCCUAUUCAUGACGACUGAUUAUCGCCCAUUUUGUUUGUGCUGAAACCAAAUCAGAUUUUCUUAUCGUGUCCAAAAGGCAAGAAAUGGUUGUACCUGCAUUUCAGGGUGAGCCGUUACACAAGCGGAACAUUUGUUGUCAAAGGGUCCAAUUGUUAUUUCUCAUUUAUAGACGCAAAUCAGAUUUGACGGCCAUCGUACAGCCAAAGAAAUAGGAUUAAAAACUAUUCUAUAGUUUUUAGAAUAAGGACAUAUCAAAGUUUGAUGUAAAGACUGGACGACAAUGUGAAAAGAUCACCUGUAGUAUUAAUCCCACAUUCAACCCUGUACAGAACCUCACAGCAAGUUUCAGCUCAUUGUUCAGCUUAAACCACAACCUGAGAGUUUUGGUUCACCCUCACUGCUUCUCGCAGCCUUGUUUUCAAUUAAAUAAAAAGGUGUUAAAUUAGGAGCAACAUUCAAAGCCUUUAACAAAUAUAAGACAUUGGAGUUAUGUUAAUGACAUUUUGAUCGUGUCAUUUUUGCAAAUAGUUUCAAAUCCAACAGUGGUCAUAUCCUUUUGUUCAUGUAGCCACUACCUUAGUGGGCCUUCCAUGAAAUGCUGGAUAGCCAGCACACACUAUUCACAAUUAACAGCUAGUAUUGUAACUUUUGACCGAUCACAAGUUGAUGCUGGGUACAUAGUUGAUCAGAGCAGAGAUUGAACCACAGUAAAUUUCCAGUGAAUCCAUAUCUUGCUAGGAAGCUUUAAAAAAAAAAACAGCUCUGAAGAACAUUUGUCAAAACCAGCAACCUCUUUCACAUGACACUCUUAUUUUGUCUGUUAAUAUGAAUUAUUGUGCUUAUUUAUGCAGAUUUUAGAUGUUUCUCCCUUUUGUGUGACAUUUUCAGAUUCUGCCGGAGGGCGUUCAUACAUCAGGUAUCGUUAAGAAAAUCAUGUAAAAAUAUUGUGUUCAGGGGAAAGUCCUUUGUACUUACUAUUAUUGUAUCACUGGUGGUAAAUGGUAAAAAUACCAUAAAUCUGAAAAGGUUUUUAUAAUUUCAUUCUUACACAAUCAUGCCACCACAUUCAGUUUGGUGUUUUGGUCAUGCUCUAUGCUGUGAACAAGUCACAUUUUCUUUUCCAUGUGGUUUUGUUUCUUUUUACUAAGUUGCUUUGUGUUGUUCAGAUGCAAAUAUAUGAUGAUAUGUAAAUAUUCAAUUACUGUAAUGAUCUGUGAAGAAAUGGGAUCACUUGAAUGUGUUUUCUGAGACAAUAAUGAUCCCAUUGACCCUGUAUGUCACUGAAAUCCCCAAUCAAUCCUCAUAUGUCCAACUGUACACUGUAAGAAAUUAAACUGAAGCAUAUUUUUCAUGCCACAUCACAGGGUGCUCCAGACAUCCUGGCACAGAGUAAACAUCCGUGUAGUUGAAGGUCCAAUUUAUGUUAAAACACUUUCACUUUAUUUAUUUUACUGUAAAUCAUCUCCAAAAUAAAGUGCACAGCCACUUGUGAAGAAA
Molecule: messenger RNA, 4129 nt
Organism: Solea senegalensis (Senegalese sole)
Lineage: Eukaryota; Metazoa; Chordata; Actinopteri; Pleuronectiformes; Soleidae
Product: DENN domain-containing protein 11-like
Exons: 9
Coding region: 466-1962 (498 amino acids)
Cellular component (GO): cytoplasm
Source: RefSeq, a predicted model, not a curated record